Molecule: messenger RNA, 2053 nt
Organism: Ciona intestinalis (vase tunicate)
Lineage: Eukaryota; Metazoa; Chordata; Ascidiacea; Phlebobranchia; Cionidae
Source: RefSeq, a predicted model, not a curated record
UCAUAAUGCAUUUACGUUUUAGCUGUUAGGCUACAAUGGAAGUUGCGCGAAAUUUAGUUUAUUACGUCACAGUGACGUCACUGUUAUUGCAUUAUACGUCAUCAGUGGGAGUCGAUUUAGGUAGUUGCGGUUGCAUGUGUGGUGCAGGCGGAAGUGGGGGGGUGAUUGGUGGCAGCUCCACCGCCACGGGAGCAUCGUUCCUCAACAAUGUAAGGGGUCCCAAAGGAAACGUUGGAAGGCCCGGGAAGUCGGGACCUCCGGUAAUCAUGGAAAUCAUGUAAAAUUUAUUUUAACUAACGUUUGUUACGUAAUACAGGGUAUGCCGGGACCGCCAGGAUUGAGGGGGGAGAUGGGACCGCCAGGCGUGGCUGGUGGUACCGGAGGUGGCGGUCUUUUCACCUCAUGUUUCGAAAUAAGAAGCGCCGGUGAAACUACUAACGGGAUUUACACAAUCAAACCAAGCCCUACUUCAGCUAAUAUUGAGGUGUAUUGUGACAUGAACACAGCAGGUGGAGGGUGGACAUUGGUGGCGAGCGUUCAUGAAAACAACAUUAACGGGAAAUGUACGGUUGGUGACUAGUGGUCCAACGACCAGGGUGCCAGUAACACAACAGGAACCGGAAGUUGGUCGAAUUUUAAUGUUUUCGGGAGCGUGGAGGGCGCCACUAGCGGUGACUACAAGAGCCCUGCCUAUUACAACUUAUUGGGAAGUGACGUCAUGAUAUGGCACGUGCCCAACGACGCCGAAUCUGGCCAAUGGGCGGACAGCGCUACUUUCAAAUAUUACACUGAUAAUAGAUUUCUAAACAAUUAUGGAGGAACUCUGCAGUCUUUGUAUUCAAAAUAUUUUCCACUGAGGAAGUCACUGGUGUCUGAAACCGCAUACGAAGGCAUAGCUUCAAUACUGGCAGCUCUUAACCGAGUCGAGCCAGACAUUCGGCGAACAAUUCCUGACUUCUACAAUUACAACUACGAUCACUCGGGCAUACAGAACUCGAUUGGCGAUGGCGGCGGUGACAUGUACGAUACUGGUAACAAGGUAUUUUACAAAAUCGGAGGCAACGCUUUCCAAAGAAUCACCUACACACGUAAAUACGAAGAUCUAGUAAACGGGGUUGAGAUCGUAAGUUCGACGGGCCAUCCUUUCUUCAUGCUUAUGUGGAUUGGAAACCAUGCAAGAGCCGUCGAUACUUUCCAAAUAAAGGUUGAAUCUGGAACGGGAGCAGACGGAAGUGGUAGACACGCUACUUAUAGCGGGAGCGUUGUUUACGAAGAUCUAAGUAGUUCAUACAAGGCUUACAGUGUGUGGGAUGCUAAUGAUCCAACUAUAUGUGAAGUCUAUUUCCAUAUUUCUAACCCAAGGGGUUGGGGUUCGGUCGCCCCAACGUCAUUCGAAACACCAUCAUGGAGCUCAGGAACAGAUAACUUAAACAACGUCGCAAGUAUCGGUGGAAGCCCCGAGUCCGUGAUAUUUGGCUACACGUUGUUAUCGAGAGAUGACGAUUUCCAAGUGACCAACAGUCACGUGAGGGCAGCAUUGACACGAAUUAUGCAAGAAAUCAGUUCAUUCCGUCAGAUUGAAAACUUCAACUGCAGCCGACUGAACGAGAGUUUGGUUGUUCCCGUCCAAUUUGACGUCGGAUCCAACGAGGCCAUGACGUCACACAUACCACCAGCGGUGAGGGAACGAGCACCUCCAGGUUUCAUUCAUUUCCGAGCCUUUGACCCGAAAGGUGUUCCAAACGCAUUGUGUCCUGGUGUAAGAUCUGAUUCAUGCCGUCCCUCCUCCAUUUGUGUUGGGGGAAUCAACACCAUACCAACAAACACCAGGGCUUGUGGAGAUUUCGCUGGUUGGGACGGGAUAUCGUCUGACCACCCCACCGACACCGAGCCUGCAGGACAUGCAAAGUCCAAGAAUGAUGUCGCUUCGUCUCUAUUGUUAUUUACUCGAAGCAGAGUUUCUUAACAUCGCGCGUGAUUGUUUGGCAAUUGUGACGUACAAUGUGUGGUUUAAUCAGUAAUCGAAUUAAUUAAAAUACAAUUCAAUCACGAA